AUAAAGGGAAGGGCACUAAUGCAUGUGUUCUAGUUUGUGAUCAUAUACGUAUUAAUAACUGCUGUUGCGAUUAAUGGGAGCACCACAGAAAAUUUUUUAAAGUUGUUACUAAAGGUAAUCCUAUGAGAGGACUGAAAGGGAGAGAGUCAGCCACCGUUAUUUGUGAUCUGUGACGAAAAGGAAAACGUGUCUAUCGAUUCUGCCUUUUUGUGAUAUUUCUAUGGUAAUAUCUUUGAGUACAAAAAUCUAUCCAAUAGACUGCAACACUUCUUUUUGGUCGUGUUUCACAAAAAUUUUUCAUAGAAUGUUAUAGAAAAUUAGGCUCACAAGGAGAGGUACCGAUGAGACUAGUAAAAGCCUAAAAAGGUUCAUGCCCAUGAAUCUCUGGCACCGACUUAUGACUAUUUUACUGAAUUUUCGAUCCAUUUUUAGUUAUCUACCGAAAAAUCAAAAACAAACAGUGAAUUUCGAUUUAAAAUUUUGUCUAUAGAUAGGUUUAAUGAUUCUUGCAAUAUCCUGAAGUUUUGAUGGAAAAUAACUUUGCUUUGUCUAAAUGUUGAAUUUUCGAGUAGACUCGAUUUUUGUGUGACAUAUUUGUAGCAAGCGACUAUUUUUUUUUUGGAAAUUCAAUAGCUCGACUAAAGAAUAUUCUUUUCGGUUGAAACCUUCAGGAUAUUAUAAGAGUUAUUAGGCCUAUCUAUUUAGAGGCAAAAUUUUAGAUUGAAAUUCUGUUUUUUUUAAAUUUUCUAAUGAAUACUUAAAAAUGGCUUAAAAAUUCAGUAAAAUGGUCAUAAGUCAACACCAAAGAUCCAUGAGCACUAACUAUUUUAGGCUUUUACUAAUCUCACCGACAUCUGAUUGUGAGUCCAAUAUAAACUCAAACGAUGGAUGCCAGUUUAGGUGGUUUCCUUGUAAGACUUUUCUCAGCAAGAUAUGCAAUCUGAAAAGGUAUCCUACUGAUAACUGACACAGUACAUUCACUAGAGAAAUAUUUUGAUUAUGUUUUUUAGUUCAUACUGAUUCAAUGUUAAUCGAUUUACGAAGUCAUCAAAAUGCUCGAUUAGAAAAUGGUAUUCAUAUUCGAAUUCAAAAUUUACAGUCAAUAUAUAAUACUUUACAAACGACAUAUGAUAUGUGGAUACAAAAUCUAAAAAAAUAUCGUGAAGAAUGUUCAUUAUUAAAAUUAUAUUCUAAUCGUGAAAUAAUGGUUUUAAUUAUUUUACUUCGAAAAUCGAUUAUAUCAAAUUCCAUUCGAAAUCAUUUUUUAAAAAAUUUAUUUUCAUUUAAUGAUUUAAAUAAUGAAAAUGAAGAAGAAGAAGAAGAAGAAGAAAAAUUAACUAUUCAUUGUCUUGAACAUUAUCUUCGUUCAUUAAGAAUUUUACAAAUAAAUUUAACAAGAAAUCAACUUAUUGAACUUUAUCAAAAACAUCGUAUUGAAAUUAGAUUAAAUACAGAUAUGUAUUUAAAAAAAUUAUCAGAAUUUCUUCGAGAUUUAUUUAAAUAUGAUGAAAAAAUAUUUCAACAGACACAAAUUCAUAAUGAAAAUCAACAAUUUCUUGUUAAUAUCAAUCGUUCUUCAUCGAUUACAAAUCAAUUAUCUUUUACACAUGAUUUUGAUCUUGAUACUUAUUGUAUUCUGUUAAAUAUUUUUGAAAAUCAAUUACCAUCUUCUUAUCAAAUUCUUUGGUGUUCAAAUACAACAGAUGAAGAUAUUCAUUUAUUUUUUUCUCGUAUACGAACAUUUUCUUCUCUUACAUUUGUUAUUAUGGAUAUUGAUAAAAUGCAUUAUCGUCUACGAGAAUUACUUUUACAUGAACAAGAUUUAUUAACACGUGAACAAAAUAAACAUGGACGAGUAUUUUAUUUUUCACAUGAAUUAAUAACAAAUCGAAAAGGUCUACGAGAAUUUCACAUACCAGCGAAAUAUAAAAAUCCAAAUCAAACUUAUCAAUAUUUAAUAAAUCUAUUUAAAGAACAUCAUAUUAUACCAUUACAAAUUCAAAUUAUCUAUGGUAAAGCAGGUAUUGGUAAAACUCAUCGUAUCAAUAAAGAAUAUAAGACUGAUCAUACAUUAUGUUUUAGUAUUAAUGAUAAAUUAAAUCUUUCAUUAUUAAUUAGUUCAUUUCUUUUAUUUGAUUCAAAUAUGAUUAAUAAUAAUAAUCCAUCGAUUUUUUUCAAUAUAUCUAUUCAUGCACCAUUUGAAACAUUAAAUCGAAUAUUAUUUUCACUUUUUAUUUAUGGAUGUUUAAAUGAUCCAAUUAGUGGUCUAAUCUUUUCUUUAUCAAAUAUUCAAACAUGGAAAUUUAUUAUUGAAAUUCCUUAUUCAGAUGUGUCUGGUGUUGAUAUUCAAGAAAAUUUCAAUCAAAUUUUACCUAUUCUUUCUAUUAUUUCACCAUUAACAUUAGAAGAAGUUACUAAUGAAAAUUAUCAAUUAUCAAUUGAUAAAGAAGAAGAACUUGUAGCAAGAUUUUUAAAAGCAUUUGAAAAUGGAACUAUUGAUCGUAUGAUAACAAUAACAAAAACUGGUCGUGAAAUACCUGUUAGUUUUGAACCAAUAACUAAUAUUAAUGAAUGUCGAACAUAUAUUUAUAAUUGUAUUCAAAAAUAUGCUCCAGAAUUACCAAAAAAUAAAAUCUAUGAAGUUUCAUUUACUAAAUUUUUAUAUCGUCGUAUACAUUUUUUUCAAGGAUAUUAUUAUUGUUGGAAUGAUAAUAUUGAACAUUUAGGUAGUAUUACUAUACAACAAAUGAUUAAUGAAGCAAAAUUUUUAACACAAAUUAAUUUUCAAAAUAAUGAUUAUCCUCGUAUUUAUCUUAUUUAUGAUCCAGGAUUUUCUUUACAUUUAUUACAUGCUGAUUGGAAUUAUGUUUCAAAUGAAUUAAAAAGUUUUUUUAAUAAUCAUGAUCCAUUUAAAGAUAUUGAAUAUCAAAAUAAAGAUUAUUUUGUUGAAUGUUUAUCAUGGUUAAUUAAUAUUAAAUAUGAAAUAUUUAUGAAAAUUAUUUAUGAAACAAAAUUUAUUUUAACAGAAAAUUUUGCUUAUAAACUUUUUCAUAUACAUGAAAGAAAAUUAACUAAAUUAGCAUUAAUUAUUGAAGGUGAUACUGGUUUAGGUAAAACAUUUCUAUUAAAAUUCUAUUCAUUAUUAUUAAAUUCAAAAAAUACACAUGAUUCUCUUCAAGGAAAUAUUAUUCCAACAAUUAUAGAAAAUUCUAGUCAAUUUCUUCUAAAUAUUAUUGAAACAAUUGUAGAACAACAAGCAAAUAUUUUGAGUAUAUUUCUUCAACGAAUUAAAUCAAAAAUCUUAGAUUUAGAAAAUGAUGAUGAACUUCCAAAUCAAAGACCAAGACAAAUACCAGUUCUACUUACAGCAGAACAACAACAACAACAACAACAAAAUAAUGUACCAGUUGAUAGUGUUCUAUUAAAACAAGUUAAACUUUCGUUAAAAAAAUAUCAAUUAAAGAAGAAUACUUUAUAUUAUAUUUGGGAAACAAUUCUAGAUGUUUCAAGUGAAAAUCCUAUGGCUUCAACAACAACAUUAAUUCAAAAAUUACAUGACUAUAUUAUUAAUGAAUUAGCUAAUUAUCCAUUAAUUGAAAGUAGUUCUCGAUUGAAAAGUUUACUUCAAGAAAUUUCUUCACCUACGAUUGAAAUAUCGAUUGAAAUAUUUAAAGAAUAUUUAUUUCAUAGUCAAAUAAAACCAUUAUUUUAUCGUCUUCUUUUACAUCCUGGUAUAACUGAAGAGCAAUUAAUUGAAUUUAUGUCACCAAUUUGUUAA
Messenger RNA from Rotaria sordida, 3778 nucleotides. NCBI's taxonomy places the organism in Eukaryota, Metazoa, Rotifera, Eurotatoria, Philodinida, Philodinidae. The record is from the annotation of a GenBank genome assembly.